Molecule: messenger RNA, 6638 nt
Organism: Macrobrachium nipponense
Lineage: Eukaryota; Metazoa; Arthropoda; Malacostraca; Decapoda; Palaemonidae
Gene: SCaMC
Product: mitochondrial adenyl nucleotide antiporter SLC25A25-like
Exons: 6
Coding region: 304-1887 (527 amino acids)
Biological process (GO): transmembrane transport; ADP transport; ATP transport
Molecular function (GO): ATP transmembrane transporter activity; calcium ion binding
Source: RefSeq, a predicted model, not a curated record
UCGGUUCUUUCGGCGGCAGUGUGGGUUGAACACUAGUGGUGAAAAGAGGUGUUAUUUCAUCGGCCGGGUUCUUUUUAUCAACCAGAUUGUCAUUUUGCCCCUCAAAUCAUAUUGGUGCCCUGUUGAUAUCGGUUGUGUGCCAGUGUAGACUCUAAAAAGCCAAAGGGAAUAGUGUUUAGGUGCGAUAGUUCGUUUCAUAACCGGCUUACAUCGGGGUGGCGAUUUCUUCCAGAAAAUUCCUGUGGAGGUCGCACUCGCAGGAAUCUGCUUGAGAUUAUCUAAGAGACAUUCCAGUAAAAAAAAAUGACGAUGCUAAAACCCGGCGAAGAUCUAACCACUUCGGCCUACAACAAUGCCCGCCACGAGAACACUAUGGGCUUUCCGGACCCACUCAGAACCCACCAGAACCACGGGCUGACGACUGCCCACAGUCACCUAGUCAACGCCAACCACUCCCGGUCCACUGACUUGGGCCCGGCAGUCGCCUGUGAUACCCAUGCUAGUCGUUACUCCCAUAGGCCUGCUGUGCCCAGCGGCGACCCCAUCACGGAUCAGAUCAAGGAUUCCCGCCGCCUCUCCGAUUCUACGAAAUUGGGCGGCGGUGUCGGAGAAAGUACUGCGGGCGGUGGAGGAGGAGGAGGCGGCGCGGGCGCGGUGCAGCACAGUGUAGGGGCCGCCCGAGGACUGUCUAGUUUAAGUUCGCGGGGCGCCGUUGGGGCUCUAGUCAUGGUUUAUGGUUCGGCGGAAGUCUGUUCUAGAACUCAGUGCGGUUUGACUUACCUCCCCUAUAAACCUCAUCAGUUGAAUAGUCACCAUCUGCGCUCUCAUUCACAAGGAAUGGACAAAGAUGGCACCUUAGAUAUAAGCUUCGAUGAAUGGCGAGAUUAUUUGUUGUUCCAUCCCUCGGCCAAUUUGCAUGAUAUUAUCCUCUAUUGGAGACAUGCAACGAACUUGGACGUAGGAGAGGAUCUCUCGGUACCUGAUGACUUCUCCCUCGAGGAAUGGCUCUCUGGGAAGUGGUGGAGACACUUGGUUGCAGGUGGCUUUGCCGGAAUGGUGUCCAGAACCUGCACAGCCCCCCUGGACAGACUCAAAGUUUUCCUUCAGGUUCAUGGAGGGAAACAAUUCCAAGGACUAGCAAAUUGCUUCAGAUACAUGUUGAAAGAAGGUGGAGUGAGGAGUUUGUGGCGAGGAAAUGGUAUCAAUGUCCUGAAGAUUGCUCCAGAGUCUGCGCUGAAAUUUGCUGCUUACGAACAAGCAAAACGCAUGGUGCUACAAUUUGGCGGAAGCAGAGAAAGGGAGCUGACUAUCUACGAACGUUUUGUUGCAGGCUCCUUUGCUGGAGGCUUUUCUCAGACAGUUAUAUAUCCCCUUGAGGUGCUUAAAACAAGAUUAGCCCUCAGAAAAACAGGACAGUAUAAGAGCAUAAUUGAUGCAGCAAAGAAGAUCCACAAGCACGAGGGAAUUCGUAGUUUCUACAGAGGUUAUGUCCCGAAUCUCCUAGGCAUCAUUCCUUAUGCAGGCAUUGACUUAGCCAUCUAUGAAACAUUGAAGAAAACGUACAUUGAUCAUCAUGCUGGGAAUGCCACUCCAUCAGUGUUUGUCAUCAUUGCUUGUGGUGCAUUUUCUUCCUCUUGUGGCCAAAUUGCUUCCUAUCCCUUAGCCCUCGUCCGCACUAGGCUUCAAGCACAAGUCAUAACUCCUGGCGUGGUCCAGACGCAUCCAGUCACUAUGUCUGGCUUGUUCCGCCAUAUCGUUGCAACCGAGGGUUUAGUGGGUCUCUAUCGAGGCAUUACUCCAAAUUUCAUGAAAGUGGCCCCAGCUGUGAGCAUCUCGUAUGUUGUAUAUGAGAAAUGCCGGCAAGCAUUAGGUGUGUCCAUGACUUAAUGUAAUUGUUACUCAUUAUCAUCAUCAUACUGUUUGUUAGGAAAUUUCAUAAGCUGUGUACGGUUCUGCAAGUUGUGUGGAUCAGCUGAGUGUGUCCUGCCAUCUUGAGUUCAGUUAUUUGGGUAUAUCUGCAGACUUCUUGCUCUGCUUUCCAGGUUUCAGAAUCACUGUUAUAUCAAGUCAUCUAAAUUAAAUGAUUAUGUAUUUGAUAGUGCUGUAUUCUGUAAUAAUGGGGAGUGGCAAGUUUGCCAGUGUUACACGUAUUACCCAUUAAUGAUAAGUGAGGAAUUAUUCAGAAAUGCUGGUGAAUGACUAAAUCACAUUGUAUGUCUGCAUCUUACGUAGGGAUAAAAUGCUGUGCAUAUCCAACAAUAUUGUCUGUGAAAGUUGGUCAAAAAUAAUGAAAAAAAAAAAAAAAAAUAGAAAAAAAAGGACUUGACACACUACUUGUACUAAUUGAGAAUAAAUCAAAGGGUUUGGGGGAUAAAGUUUUUGGUGGAGAUUGUUCGUCAAUGGUGUUAGUUUUUCCUACUGAAAACUGGUGCUGGCACUAGUUUUUGUGUCUAUGUUUAACCAAUAUUACUUGAGAGUGUGGUCUAUUGCGGAAGGGGAAAAUAAUUAAUGUGGCACUUAAGGUCUUUUCAAUCGAAUUGGAGGAGGGAUGACAUUAAGAAUUAAUCUCAAAAUUAUACAAUUGGUUUGGGGAGACUGAAGAAUCAGAUUAAGGGUCAUGGUACAUAUGUAUUGUAAUCAGAUAAACUUGAUAGAUGUUUCCUUCUGGAUGAUGAUAGGCAGAUUCUUCAGCUGUACCUCGUUCACUAGUUUUGUUUCAACUUUUCGCGACCUGUUUCCCUUGACUUUAUAUUGUGUGUAUGACAUACUUUAACCUUUUGCAUGUUCCUGUCAUAGCACCGGUGGUUAUGUAACAGGCCUCGAACGCGUUCCUAUUACUUUGCAUGUCUCUGCCAUAACACUAGUUGUUAUGCACAGUUUUCAUAUGCUAUCAAGUGAUAUCUGGACCCCUUUUUUUUUUCAUCUAAAUAUGUAAUUGAUGUGCUUUGGCCGUUAACUUGUCUGUUUAAUGCCAUCUCCCUCUUUUGUUGGCAAUUUUAAGCUUUGCCAUUAACUUUCACAAUACAGUACUGUGAUUAAGGCACAAUACUGUGAUUUCAUGCCUUAUUGCCAUUUCAAGCUGAAUCCAAAUGUUAAAACUUGUUAGUUAUUGUCACUCAUUUCUUCCCUCUGUAACAUUUCUAAUUAAAAGAAGUGGAUGCAUCCAUGUCACCUACAUUUAACAAAUCAAGCAGUUUGUGCUGUGCAAUGUCAUGUUCAGUAGCUUUUUACCAUAUAUGUUGGCUGCUUACAAGUGUUUUACCAUCUGUUUCAUCCACCUUCUAAGUAGUAUAGGUCAAGAGGAAGUGAUAAAUGCCAGUCAGCAUUAAACUCUGCUAAGACACUGUUGAUGGAUAUGCACCAGAUCUCUGAGUAAGGGCAUAUAUUUUUUUUUUUUCACUUAGUUAUAUGGUGAAUGCAUGCGAUAUUCUUCCUAGUGAGAGCAAACGUGUUUUUCAAAUUUUCACUUGAUUGGUUAUCUGUAUUUUGCCAACCCAAAAGAUUUUCAUUUCUAUUAUUUGAAUAUUUGAAGAUCAUUGGUUAUCAGUAUUUUGACAGCCCAAAGGAUUUUUAUUUAUAUAAUUUGAAUUUGAAGAUCAGUUCCUUUUGUAGGUAAUGACUUCCUCAUUCUUUCUUGUAACCUUUUUAUUUGACCUGAUUGUUCACAUUCUUGAUUUGCUGCUUUGUGGUCAUGAGAUUUAGUUAUGGUAUGAGUUUGGUCCAAAGGAGAUGUAUCAAACAUAAUCUCAUUUUACAUUCUCAUUCCAAGCCUUUGUAUGGAUACAUUUGUGUUUUUCACCAAUGCCUUGUAUCUCGGUUAUAUGUUGUGAGUGUGGUUAAUGAGUUGGUAUCCAGUAUGUAAGUAUUAAACCUUAUUACUGUAUAUGUAUCCUACUGUAAUGUUUCAAGUUUAUGCCUCUAAUAUGAAGUGGACAGCUAGUUGUCGAAGUUUUUAUUGGGAGGGUUUUAGGGGUUAAUGAUAGUUCAGAUAAACUUUUAUAUAGAGUUCAUAGUUUCUCAAAGAUUUCCUCUUACCAUCUUGUCCUCUCGUGUUGUGUUGUGAAUCAAAGGCAAUCUGUCAUGCUUUUUUUUUUUUUUUUACUGGUGGAGUAUGAUUCUAGAAUUUCAAGUUUAUCUCUAUUACAAUAACAGGUUAAAAGGAAAACUUUGUUCCUUAAUUUUAUUAGUUUGAGUUAAAGUAGUAAAUGGUGUAAUUCAGAAGGGCUUCACUUAAUGGGAUCCUAUUGCCUCGCUAAUCAAAGUUAGGUGUAGUCACACAUGGAAGUGGAGGCAAGAUAUUUUGUCCAAUCUUUCCUUUUCUGAGCAUGUCGGGUUUUCUUUUUAUCUUUAUUACAUUAGUCUCAAAACGUCCGUGCAUAAGAUGUGGUCACCAUAAGGUUGUACUGAAAUUUCCAUUCAGACUUUAUGCUAAGAUAUUCAGGUGAUUGGAACUAUAAUACUUCUUGGUUGGGGAAGGUUCUGAAGUUUUUAUCUUGAAAUAAAAGUCAGACUAUUUAAAAAAAAAAAAAAAUUAAACCUGAAAUGUAUUUAACACUGUUUACUACUCUCAGGCACUUUGCAAAGAGUAAUAUUGGAAUUUGGAUUAGGUAAAACUGGGCCUUGGUUUGAUAUUAUCCGACCAUUCCCUGGAGUAAGCAUAAAAGCUACCGAAGUUUUCUAAUAGUUAAGCGUAGCAUUUUUUAUUGCUCAUUAUGCAAGCUAAUAAGAAAAGAUAAAAUUCACAUAGUUUUGGAAGUAAGAAGUAAAGUUUGUCAAGUUUCCUCCUUAAGUUUGAUCAAAAUUACUUUGAGCAGAGACACACUUAUGAGGGCUCUUGAUUUGUGAAAUUGGUAAAAGAAGUCACUAGGUGAAGCCACUAUUGCCUAAUAGCCAUCUAUCCAGCCUGUCAACAUUGUAUAAACUUAGCAUACUCUUAGCUUAGCAUAUCUUGUUGCAUCAGAAACAUUCUGUACAGCACACCGGAUAAUCAGGUAAAAAUGAAUAACUAUGUAGUAAGCUUAACUUCUCUCUUAAAAAAUUUUAAAAUAUUAUGGUGAAAAAUGUGAUAUUCAUGGUGUACAUAAAGCAGCUUUGAAUGUGUGUCGAAACUAACAGUUAACAGGUCCUUUUCCUUGGUAUAUACAUAUACUGUAUUUUGCGUAGGUUCAGUGCUCGCCAUUCAAUGCUUAGUUUUUCGUCUUUCUCUACUUCUAGUAUUGUACUUGUUAUACUCUAGAUGCAAUGGGCUGUUAUAUUUUGGCCCAUUCCCUGUUCUGAUUUUAUACACAAGGUUAUUCCAAAUGUAAUAAGCAUAAUUGUUGAAUAGUUAUGAUAUAAGUGCAUUUUUGAACCUUUAAGAAUAUUUUUGAUAAAUGAAUGUCCCGUACUUAAAUUCAAAACUUUUUCUGUAAAGUUCUCAUUUCCUUAUUGAAGGCUCCUUUUAAUUUUAGUGGUAUCGUUUAGCAGUGCUAUCUUAGUUCUCUUUCGUCAAUGACAAAACUGAACGUUCGUUCAAUCAAGUUUGGUGAGCAACAAGGAAACGGCUGUCAGGAGCUUUAGGUGUUAUCCUCUGCCAAAGGAAAUUCUGUGGCAGUUUCAUCUUAGUAGCAAGUCUCCAUGAAGAAACUACUUCUAGAAUAUUUUAAGUUCUCAAGAAUGUUUUAGAGAAUAAAGCAAAUCCUUUUAUUUUUAACUUUUUGUCCCAUGAAUCAAGUUUCAUAUCAUGCUGAUUGAGCUGCUAUUGAUGAACUUUUUCUCCUUAAGAUUGUGUAGUUAUGACUCUUCACAAAUGUUGGUUUCUGAUGAGUAAGCCUCUUUCAUUUUCUCUAGUGUAGAGCACAACAAAAUUAAUGACUGAUUUUCAGUUUUAGUUUACUAUCUAGAAGGAACAUUUUGAGUCUUUCUGCACGUUUCUGUGAUUGAAUAUGUUUCUAGUUUGUGGUAAAUAAGUUGAUUAAGAUAGAUUUUUUACUUUUAUUUUUGUAAACUGUGUAUUGAAUUACUGUAUUGAAAUCCGUGUUUCCUCGGCAAUGCUGAAAUAUGUGCCCCCAAAUGAAAUAAGGCAAGAUUGAUACAAGUGUUAUGCACACACACUGGUUGUUUCUUUUAGAAAACAUAAAGACUGGUGAUGAGACAUGAUUGUCUGUUAGUGGGAUAGACUGGUGAUGAGACAUGAUUGUCUGUUAGUGGGAAAAAAAUAUUUAUUGAUAAAACCACCUACAAGUGUACAAAAAGAAAAAUUGCGUUCGUCACAUAUUUUAGCAUUUUCAAGGCUAAAAUGAAAGGAGAGGUAUGCCCUUGAAGAUUUUUGCAGUUUUGUUUUACGUCCAACCUAGCUCAUUCAAUUUCCUCCAUAUAUCUAAGGAGGAGUAUCUUCAUUUUCUACAGUCAAACUUUUAUUUUUUCUUAUAACGGUAUAUUUCUUCUUAAGCAUACUUGCUCUUUGAAGUGAUGACCUGGUGCAAUGGGAGGAUAACACCCUGACUGACAGUUCGGUUAUGUACAGCUAUUGCUGGGAAAGCCUCAGUUAAGUUAUUGAAUGUUAUAUAUUUAUGUUUGUAUAUAUAUCAUUAUUUUUAUGACUGCUGCAGACUGAUGUUACGAUUCUGUUACGAUGAAAUAAAAGUUUUUCCCCUUGA